AUGAGACCGCAAUUUGCCUUGCGGUCGCUCGGCUUAUUACAGCGCCGCCCUGCAUGCUCAUAUCCAUCCAUUGGCCGCCGUACAAUUCAAACAGCCGGUUCUCGGCCGGUCCCGAACUUUGCAUUUGCAUUUGAUAUUGAUGGCGUUCUUCUGCGAUCUUCCAAGCCCAUCCCAGGUGCCGCCGACUCGCUGGCACUGCUGAAGGAGCAAGGCAUUCCUUUCAUCUUGCUUACCAACGGCGGCGGCAAACAUGAGACAGAGCGCGUCGCUGAGAUAAGCGAGAAGCUUCAGGUCCCUUUAGACGUCACCGAUAUCGUACAGAGCCAUUCUCCCUUCGCGGAGCUUGUUAAAGGGCCAGAUGAGGCAAGCGCGUUAGAGCACAAGUGUGUUCUGGUUGCUGGUGGUGACGGAGACAACUGUCGACGCGUAGCAGAGCAAUACGGAUUCAAGAACGUUGUUACGCCGGGGGAUAUCCUCAUGGCGAACCCCGCUAUUUGGCCAUUCUCUAAGAACUUCAGUGAUUAUUACAAAACGUUCGCUCGACCACUCCCCAGGCCAAUCGACCCCAAUGAUCCCGCAAAGAGCUUGAAAAUCGAUGCUGUCUUCGUGUUCAAUGAUCCCAGAGAUUGGGCCUUGGACACUCAGGUCAUAAUGGAUCUUCUCCUUUCGUCGCAGGGCCGUAUGGGUACCUUGUCUGAUAAGAACGGUCGCAUUAAUCUUCCCAACCACGGUUAUCAGCAAGAUGGCCAGCCCCAUCUCUACUUCUCCAAUCCAGACCUGUGGUGGGCCGCCGCUUACCCCUUGCCUCGCUUGGGACAAGGCGGAUUCCGAGAGGCUCUCGAAGGUGUCUGGGCUGCGACUACGGGAGGUCCUUCUAAGGGCAUCGAGUUGAAGAAGACUGUGAUUGGAAAGCCUUACCAGCCAACAUACGAGUUUGCAGAACGUCAACUACUUCGCAACCGGCUAAAGACAUUUGGCGACUCCGCAGAACUUCCUCCUUUGGAACGGGUAUAUAUGGUUGGAGAUAACCCUGAGUCAGAUAUCCGGGGCGCAAACUCUUACCGCAGCGGCUUUGGCAGUACCUGGCAAUCAAUCCUUGUUCGGACUGGAGUUUACAGUGGUGGGGAUCCUGCAUAUACGCCUCAUACCAUUGCGGAUAAUGUCCACAAGGGUGUUCAAUGGGCAUUGAAAAGCUCCAAAUGGCCUGCUGCUUGA
Penicillium brevicompactum is the source of this 1215-nucleotide messenger RNA. RefSeq names its product putative HAD superfamily hydrolase. Gene Ontology annotation, biological process: glycerophospholipid biosynthetic process. NCBI's taxonomy places the organism in Eukaryota, Fungi, Ascomycota, Eurotiomycetes, Eurotiales, Aspergillaceae. Gene Ontology annotation, cellular component: mitochondrion. The record is from RefSeq and is a predicted model, not a curated record. The coding region runs from base 1 to 1215 and encodes 404 amino acids. The transcript is spliced from 3 exons.